Molecule: messenger RNA, 4029 nt
Organism: Hemicordylus capensis (graceful crag lizard)
Lineage: Eukaryota; Metazoa; Chordata; Lepidosauria; Squamata; Cordylidae
Gene: GFRA3
Product: GDNF family receptor alpha 3
Exons: 8
Coding region: 203-1453 (416 amino acids)
Biological process (GO): nervous system development
Cellular component (GO): external side of plasma membrane; signaling receptor complex
Molecular function (GO): signaling receptor activity
Source: RefSeq, a predicted model, not a curated record
CGAGUUCCCGCCUCCUCCUCCUCCUCCUGUGACUCCCCGCGCGCGCGCACCUGCCCAGCCUCACGAAGGGUGGCAGGUGGUGGGCAGGCAAGCCAGCCAGCCAGCCAGCGAGCGGGGCAGCGCAGCCCUCGUGGAACUCGCGGAGUAUGUGAGCUUCUUCCCCCUGCGAACCCGCGCAGCGCCUGCUCUGCUUCCCGCCGCCAUGGGGCUCCACUUGCUGCUGCUGCUGCUGGGGCUGCUGUUCUCCCGAACCGGAAGCCUCCUUGAACAGCCAAACAACUGCAUAGCUGCUGAGACCCUUUGUGUAGCUGACCCUGAAUGCAAUGCCACUUAUCGGAUACUGGAAAACUGUUCCAAGAACAAAGUCUUCCUUUUGGAUCAUCAAGCCAGAAGGAGAUGCCUAAAGGCAGAAGCAGUUAUUAAAAACACUUUUUUUCAAGAAUGCAAAUGUCACCGGCACACACGAAAGCAGGAGGAGCAGUGUCUGCGUAUCUACUGGACUGUCCACCCCUCCUUAACACCGGGUGAUUUUCGUUUGGAGGUGUCUCCAUAUGAAGGUGUACCAAACGAAGAACUCUCAAAGACCAAGUACAAGAAGCUGACAACGCAGAUUUCAGGCUCACAUAUAGCUGGAGACAGCUCAAAUCCCUGCCUGCAAGUCACUCAUGUUUGCAACCAGGACCCAAAGUGUGUGCGACUGCGCACACUGUAUGCCUCUAUCUGCAGUACAGGGCACACCUGUCAUCAACACAAAUGCCACCGAGGACUGAGGCGCUUCUUUGAGAGGGUCAAUAUGAACCUCACCAAGAUGCUGCUCUUCUGUCCCUGUCAAGAUGAGCUUUGUGGAGAGCGACGUCGGAACACCAUUGUCCCCGAGUGCUCUUUUCAGAGCAGCAUAAAACCAAACUGCCUCCUCCUGUUGGAUUCCUGCCUGAAGGACAACAUCUGCAAAUCCCGGCUGGCUGAUUUCCAAGACGAUUGCAAGCCUUCCUCUGAUAGCUGCUCUCAGUCCCAACAAGCUGUAUGUCUGGAGGCUUACAUGAGGAUGGUUGGUACUGUCAUGACCCCCAAUUACAUCAGCAAUUCCAGUGUUGAUGUCACACUGUGGUGCUCCUGCGAGAACAGUGGCAAUCAGAAGGAGGACUGUGACCAAAUCCUCAGCUCAUUUGACAGCAACAGAUGCCUCCGAAGUGCCAUUCAGUCUCAGAUGAGUCUAAACCAGGUGAAUGCAGAAUAUCAGGCGGAGCUGCAGUUCACACCUUUCCUAAACAUUCAGGGAGAUGGCACCAGCACUGUUCUCACUGCAGAAAUGGUUCGGGGACAUGAGAAGAUGCCUCCAGAAAUUUCUAUGUACAACAGAAAUACAGAUUCUAAUUCUGUAAAUUCUGGAGUUCAGCUUUCCAUACUCACUUUGACCUUGACGCUGCUUCUUCCAUUACUUGGUCCACUUUAGUCUAAUUGCUCCUGUGUAAUUUCCCAUUCAGAGAAGGGAAACUGGACACUUUCGUCACAUCAAAGAGGAAGCACUGGUCACUGCAAGCCUCGUCCCAACGUGCACCCUGGUGCCAGGACUCUGCCACUUCACUCGCUCUUCUAUGCAACCUAGAUAAGGAGGGUGCUGGUUCUCUUUCCAGUGCUGCCAAGGAAAAAAGGGCAGGCAGAUGGGAGAUCUUGGGAAACUGUUUUAAAAAACUGAAAUAGAGUAAAUGUUUUUAAUGUGUUCCAAGACUGUUUUGUUUUUUAUUAAGGAGGAAGGAGAAGAAUCCAGCAUGUCUCUAGUCUAGCAAGUGAAAUACUGUUUCUGGCUUCAGGAUUGCCUGAAAAUUUGGAUCUACCCUUUGAUGGCUUUCAGGACCAUGUUGUAUAUUUGUCCAGCUCUUAAAACAAACAAAACACAGCUGUUCUGAAUUUCAGGAUAGUGGUACUGAAUUGUAGCCUCUGCACUUGGUCCUUGCUGCCCAACCUGUUUUCAUCUGUUACUACUAGUAAGAAAUUUAACCUUUCUGAGACCUAGGCUGGGUUUCUGUAUUCUUCCCAGCAAUAUAAUCUUCCUUGUCCAGUAUUGUAUGAACACUCCAGAAUACCAUAGGAAUCAGCAUGUAGGCUUAUUGAAGUUUCAACCACCACAGAUCCCUGGCACACCAAGUUCUGUAUAUAUUGCCUUGAGGUAGAGAGCAAAGACCUUGACCAUCUGAGAUGUCCUAACAUCCCUCCAUAUGUCUUACCUUGUGGCGCCAGACCUUUUAUCCAUGGUGGUCUAAUAAUUAUGGAUGUAAAAACUUGUGUGAUGUUAACUGCUGUUCUUUUGUUCUGCAGUGGUAUAUUAAAUUCUAAGUACAGAUUCACAGUUCACACCCCUUGCAUAGCACCACCACCUUGUUAUAUGGCCUAAAUUUUUGAAAGAUAUGGAAAGCUAAUGCUAGCAGCUCUUCCUCCUGCAGAGGUUUGGCUGUGGAUAAUGCAGUCAGUAAUCUCAUUUCUGCCAAAGGAAAAAAAAAUUGGGUAUAAUGUUGUGGUUCUCAAAAUUGACAGUCCUAUGUGCAAGGACUAGGCCAUAGCCCUUCUUUGUGUGAACUAUUUUGGCUCUACUCCACCACAUUUAGUAGUGGCAGUAAGGCUUCCAGCAUGCGUUGUACUUUUCCCUUUGGGGCGUGGGUUUCUUCUUAUUCUGGCCAAGUGAAAGGGGUACAUGUACUGCCUAAAAUUCUACCGAAUUUCUAUGUGCACUUACUUCACUAUCAGGUAUGAUUUGCAUAACUUGUUAAUCCAUUCUGCAGCAUAAAUUAGUUUGCUGUUUUUUCAUCUUCCUAAUGAAGGCACUUAUAAGAGGAUUUGCUUCCAUCCUUUUGUGUGUAGCUGUCAUGACUGCAUAGAUAAUUUAGGAGGUAUUGUUUCUUUUCAAAAAUGAAGGCAGGGAAUCUAAAAAGCGGUAUAGAAAAAUCUCAUGGAUUUUUUCAUGUUUGUUUUGGCAAUAAUUCAUUUUUAUUGGUCCAGAAUAUAGUUUGGCUCAGGCAUUUGAAAUGUUGUGGGAAAUUAAAUUUGAAAUCUUGUUUUCAGGCCUUGGAACAAGGCUAGAGCAUAACAGGCUGAGAGCUUUUUCCGUGCAGGAAACAAUCUACAAUGCUUCCCUAGGGUAGGCAAGUCCUGAAUGGAAAGUCAUAGAAAGAUCUGGAGUUGAAAAUCUUCUGUACAAUUGCAUUGUUAUUUAUUUUGCAUUUUAUUUUAUUUCACAGCACUGUAGUCAUGAUAAUUCAGCAAUGGCAGCAGUUAAGAUGGGUGAAACUUGUAGAAGUCUGAGGGCAUGGUGCAUACAUCCAUGGCAGGUGUGGCAGCCAUUUGCAGAGGAAUCGCUCUCAACAAAGCCUUGUUCUCUCCAUACAGUGCACUUGUGUUCAUGCAGACAGCAUAGGGCAGUAAGGGUGAAUCAGUAGUGACCUAUCCCCAUCACACCCUCUCUCCUCAAUAAAACAUUACGCAUCCUCCCGAGAAUGAAUAACAUGCACUGAGUGGUAGGUAAAGGUUGGAUGGAGAUAGAGAAGGCAUAUACAGAUCUUUCAUUUGCUCUGAUGAUUUUGUGUAUGUGUGGUAGGGGUGGGGGCUCUGUAUGUAGAUAGAGGGCUCUGUUGAGCCCUAUCCACCCAUCUGUGGGUGCUGCAUCCCCAGUGGACUGAAUCAUGUCUCAGUGUCUUUAGUACAUGCUAUGGUGAGUUGCAUUCCCAGUAUUUGUAGCUGAAGUGACACAGUUUCACGUGUGACUUCAGUGUGGCAUUGUUAACAGUUUUACAUGGUCAUAACAUUUAUAUUUAUUCUAUAUUGAGUAUGUCAGGAACUUUCAUGCUCUGUUAAAAAGGGGAACUUCAGUACAACAGAAAUCCCUUAAAUGUCAUCAGGUGUCUUCAACUUACAAUUUAGAAAGCUUUGCAAACACAGAAAGUGGGAGCUUUAAAAGAGUUGAUGUAAUGUACGUUCCAAUAUUUUACAAAUGUGGCUCAGACCAUAAUAUCCAUAAUAAAGUUUAUCUUACAAUUC